GGGGAAAUAGUGCUGAUGUCUCACUGGAUCAGUGGUGCGCAACCCUCCUUCUCUAUGACCAGAUCACCUGGCUCCUCCUGACGCGCCUCUCACGUGCCAGCGCCGUUAAUAAAUACAAGUCAGCAGGGGGAGUGGUCCCGCAGGCGCUUCCCACAACAGCUGACUCUCUAAAAGCGGGAGGAGCGUCCGGAGCGCGCCACACACCGACGGGGCGCGCCGGAGGAAGUUGCGUGCAGGUCGUUUGCAAGUUUUGCAGGCUGCGCGCUCACUUCGGGAGGACGCGCUGCGCACACGGAGAGGAGAGGAGAGGAGAGCGCGGACACAUCCACGCGAGCUCCGGACGGCUGGAGCGGAAGGAGGUGAGAUCCAGCGCGUGGAGGGAUGGAGGACGCGGUUCACUAAGAUAGAUCAGCAGGAGCAGAACAAACGCUUUCAAGAUUUUCAGUUGCUGCUGCUGCUGCUGCUGGCAGAGAAGCGCCAGCUCUCCGUGCAUUUCACCCGUCUCCUCCGGCAGCUGCUCUUUCAAUGUUGGAUACAGUUUUGCUGCUCCCGUCAGGCUGAAAUCGUCCAGGGUCAGGACCUCCCUCAUGGCAGCCGUGCUCCUCGGGCUGCUGCUUUUUGCGUUGCAGUCCCCUCCCGUGCCCUCCAGGCCGCUGGCUGUUGGGGGGACGCCUCCACCUCCCACGUCCCUGCCGGCUGACAACGGCACCACCAGUCACCCCAAUGGGACCCUGCAGCAGCUCCCCCAGAUCAUAAUCAUCGGCGUGAGGAAGGGGGGAACUCGGGCGCUGAUCGAGAUGCUCAGCCUGCACAGCGCGGUGGCGGCGGCUCAGAAUGAGGUGCACUUUUUUGACUGGGAGAGCCACUUCCAGAGGGGCCUGCCGUGGUAUCUCAGCCAGAUGCCUUACUCCUUCCCCGAGCAGCUGACAGUGGAGAAGACGCCGGCGUACUUCACCUCCAGCAAAGUCCCCAAACGGAUCCACAGAAUGAACCCCGACAUCAAGCUGCUGCUCAUCCUCAGAGACCCCACCGAGCGCGUGCUCUCCGACUACACGCAGGUCUUCUACAACCGCCUGCAAAAGCACAAGCACUAUCAGCCCAUCGAGUCGCUGCUGGUGAAGGAUGGCGAGAUCAACCUGGGAUACAAAGCUCUGAACCGCAGCUUGUACUACCGUCACAUGCAGAACUGGCUGCAGUUCUUCCCCCUGGAGAGCAUCCACGUGGUUGACGGGGACGAGCUGAUCAGAGACCCCUUACCGGAGAUGAAAAAGGUGGAGCGCUUCUUAAAGCUGGAGCCCCAGAUAAACACGUCCAAUUUUUACUUCAACAAAACAAAGGGAUUCUACUGUUUGAGGGACCACGGGCGGGAGCGCUGUUUACACGACUCGAAGGGGAGGGCUCACCCGCACGUGGCUCCUGCCGUGCUGCACAAACUCCACCUGUUCUUCCACGAACCCAACAAGAAGUUCUUUGAGCUGGUGGGGAGAACGUUCAACUGGAAGUGAACUUCCCCGCUGACUCAAGGGGGAGGUCGGUCCAGCUGGAAAUGAAGAAAAGGAGGCGUCCCGUUUAUUCAUAAUCUAUUUUUGUAUCAGUUGGUUAGUUUUAGAAGCGUGAUCGAGCCAUCACAGCAGACUUAAAGGUUUCUUUUGUUAAAAACACCCCCUCAUCUGUCAACUCGCUAAAACAAAGCCGAGCUAAAAUGAGCACUGAGCAGACUUCCUUUAUUUAUGCUUUUUUUACCCUUAAAACUGGAGACAUUUACAGUUCCUGCUGUCAUUUUAGUGUUUUUCCCCACCAAACUAAAAGCAUUUUUGUCUUUUUUUUAAUCUUCUCUAAGAAUGUGAACGUGUAAGAGUCAGUUCUCUGUAAAUAUUUUUUAAGCGAAGAAUUAAUACCUUAAUAAAGAUGUAUUUUAUUUUUUA
Messenger RNA from Oryzias melastigma (Indian medaka), 1925 nucleotides. It is a transcript of the gene hs3st1, whose product is annotated as heparan sulfate (glucosamine) 3-O-sulfotransferase 1. The transcript has 2 exons. Gene Ontology annotation, molecular function: [heparan sulfate]-glucosamine 3-sulfotransferase activity. The record is from RefSeq and is a predicted model, not a curated record. Lineage: Eukaryota; Metazoa; Chordata; Actinopteri; Beloniformes; Adrianichthyidae. Bases 588 to 1505 code for a protein of 305 amino acids.